AUGAUCCAUGCCAGGCUUCAGCAGAAACGACCAUUCGUAACACUGUUCCUGGUGUUUGUUUUGUGGAAGGCUAUUCUGAUCUUGAUUACCCUCGGCAGCCCUGGAGUGGGUUACGACACAUCGACGUCUCUCCUCCCACUGCAAGGUCAUAGUUGGACAUUGCAGACCUUACCACCCGCUUUUCAAAGCCAGUGGUUGAGAUGGGUUCGAUGGGAUGCCAUCUAUUUCACUCAUAUUGCAGAACACGGUCAUGUUUAUGAACAAGAAUGGGCCUUCGGCGUCGGCUUCUCAACUGCGACUUCAUGGAUUGCAAACAUUCUCUCAGCUUGGGCCGUAGUCGACGAGUCGGCGUCCACAAUCAUCGCAGCCAUGCUCCUCUCUCACACCGCCCACUUGCUUUCGGUCGUCCAAUUGUUCUUUCUGGGCCAUCUUCUCUCUGACGGCGCAAGUCACACCCAAUCUCCCAUUCCCUUCCGAGCUGCCCUACUACAUAUACUGUCACCAGCCGGCAUCUUCCUCUCCAGCCCCAAUGCUGAAAGCACUUUUGCUUUUCUUUCCAUGUCUGGCUGUGUCGCCUAUGUCUAUGCGGUCCAUCGCUUUCAUCGUUCCCAGCCGCUUGCCGGCUCCCUUGCCAUGAUUGCCGCUGGACUUGCCCUGGGUGCCGCCACCAUCUUUCGCAGCAACGGACUUCUCGCUGGCCUCACCUUCCUCGUCGAGGCAUUUUCAGUCCUAUUCUCAAUCGCGACCCAAGGAUUGUCAGCUCUGCGUUUAUUGCGUUUGGUCUCGACCAUUGUCGGCGGGUCGUUGAUUGCUGUUGGCCUGGCAAUCCCGCAAGUUAUGGCAUUCCAGGAUUACUGCGCCCAUCGGCCGAACGACUUACGAAGAGAAUGGUGCAACAGGACAAUUCCCUCGAUUUUCACCUGGGUCCAAGAUCACUACUGGAAUGUUGGGCUCUUCCGCUACUGGACCCUAUCGAAUCUGCCCCUGUUUCUCCUAGCGGCACCAGCCCUUUUCAUCUUAAGCUACUCUGCCCUUGAUCUGAUGUAUGCUCCUCGCCUCCUCUCCACCGUCAAACCCAGGUCCUCAGAGAAGGUAUCGCUUCGAGACAAGACCACAGUGGUGGCACUAGCCCUUCCACAGCUCCUCAUUGCCAUUCUUGCCCUAACCAGCUACCAUGUCCAAAUCAUCACAAGGUUGUCAUCAGGGUACCCUCUGUGGUACAUCUGGCUUGCCUCCCAAAUGGAGUCACGUGCGCAGAUGACCCAGAUCACAAUUCGCUGGAUGGUUGUGUACGCUCUGCUCCAAGCGGGACUUUAUGCAGGAUUUUUACCCCCGGCAUAACCUCAGAUGUCAUGACCUCUUUCGAUGGUGGGUAUUUUGCAUAGGGACGGACGACAGGGACGCAGGCACGCGCAUCCAUGUACAUGUCUAGGCAUUAGAUUACAUGACGCAGGCGAAGCACAUGACUCGACGGCGCCAAGCCUUGA
Exophiala mesophila is the source of this 1487-nucleotide messenger RNA. RefSeq lists its product as uncharacterized. Bases 1 to 1341 code for a protein of 446 amino acids. The transcript is spliced from 3 exons. Gene Ontology annotation, cellular component: mannosyltransferase complex; endoplasmic reticulum membrane. Gene Ontology annotation, molecular function: alpha-1,6-mannosyltransferase activity; GPI mannosyltransferase activity. The record is from RefSeq and is a predicted model, not a curated record. NCBI's taxonomy places the organism in Eukaryota, Fungi, Ascomycota, Eurotiomycetes, Chaetothyriales, Herpotrichiellaceae. Gene Ontology annotation, biological process: GPI anchor biosynthetic process.